GAGGCGGGAGGAGCCGCCUUGCGCCGGCAACAUGGCAGCGUCCAGCCGGGCCCAGGUGCUGCGGCUGUACCGCGCACUGCUGCGAGAGAGCCAGCGCUUCAGCGGCUACAACUACAGGUGCUGCUCCUCACGGAGGACAUACGCCAUCAGAAGGAUAAGAGACGCCUUCAGAGAAAACAAGAGUAUAAAGGAUUCUGAAAAAAUAGAAGAACUAGUGAAUAAAGCAAAAGAAAACCUAGAGAUUAUUCAUCGGCAGGUUACUAUCGGCCAGAUGUAUGCCACACAGAAACUGGUCAUUGAGAGUCCCGGAAACACAUAGCUGUGAGAGGGCUCUGACCCUGAAGCAACCCUGGACCAUCUUCAGCAUCUUUCAGCGCCACAUACAGAUGCGUAACAUCACUGCACAUCUGACCUAUUCUGUUCAGCAGAAGAAAUGUCUGAGAGACUCUGUUUUUGGCAACCAAAGUACUAUUUUCUUAUGGUUUGCACAUCCUGAAAUACACUGCUGUGAUUUACAAUAGUAUGUACAGUAGUCCUGAAGUCUGUUUGCUUGUGUGUCCCCUAUGAUUAAAUAGUUCCUGCUUUAUUCAUCAAUAAAACUUUGUUAACCUA
This is a messenger RNA of Gallus gallus (chicken), 612 nucleotides long. It is a transcript of the gene LYRM4, whose product is annotated as LYR motif containing 4. The transcript is spliced from 3 exons. Gene Ontology annotation, cellular component: mitochondrion; L-cysteine desulfurase complex. Lineage: Eukaryota; Metazoa; Chordata; Aves; Galliformes; Phasianidae. Gene Ontology annotation, biological process: iron-sulfur cluster assembly. Bases 32 to 319 code for a protein of 95 amino acids. The record is from RefSeq and is a predicted model, not a curated record.